Durio zibethinus is the source of this 2531-nucleotide messenger RNA. RefSeq lists its product as uncharacterized. NCBI's taxonomy places the organism in Eukaryota, Viridiplantae, Streptophyta, Magnoliopsida, Malvales, Malvaceae. The record is from RefSeq and is a predicted model, not a curated record.
CUUUACAUAGAAACACAAAAAGAUAGCAGAAAUGGAGCUUCAACAUUUUAGCCAUAAACAUCCACUGGUGUUCGUUGAAGAGCGGAGCCAUGAAAGUGACAAGGUAUAUUGCUCAGGAUGUGGGGAGUUGGUGAUUGGUCCAAGCUUCAGUUGUACCGAAUGCGGGUUUUACCUUGACAAGCAGUGCGCUGAGGCACCCCGUGAGAUGAAUCACCCGUUCCAUCGCAAUCACAGUCUUAAUCUUCUAGUAAGUGCACCUUAUAAAGAUGGGGCUUUUAUUUGUGAUUUCUGCGACAAAAUGGGUGAGAGGUUUGUUUAUCAUUGUUCUUGUGGAUUAGACUUUCAUAUCAAAUGUGCUUUGUUUUCAUAUAACAUUGCUGAAAAAAGAAUUGCAGAGUUUCAACAUAUUCCCCGUAUAGAUCCAUUGAUCUCUACGGAAAAUCAAAUUAAAACACUCAAAAAAGCUAAGUGUUUUGCCUGCUGGAAGCCAUUACUAGAGCCUGUAUACUUUUCUCCUGAUUGUGGCUUUUACCUACAUGCAAAAUGCGCUGAUCUAUCAGCAGAAGUCAAUCACCUAUUGCACCAUCAACAUCCUCUCAUUUUACAAUUCAACAGUCAACGUCUGUCUUGCAACUUAUGCCAAGAAAUCCAAAGUCGGGGGCUUGUUUACUGUUGUUCACUUUGCAUGUUCAUCCUUCAUAUUGAGUGUGCUGCAAUACCUACUCAAAUCAAUAAUCCUUUCCACCGCAAACAUCCUCUUAUUCUUCAGUUUAAACAUGACGGUGAUCUCCCCUGCCAGAUAUGUCAAGAAACCAAACAUAAGCAAAUCCUUUAUUGUUGUUUAGUUUGCAAGUUUGCUCUUCACAUUGAGUGUGCAUCACCACCACCAGUUAUUGAAGAUAAAAAUCAUCCGCACCCUUUCAUCUUGUUUUGGAGACAUUUCUCAUUCAUUUGUGAUGCGUGUGGCAUGCCAGGGAAUCAUGUAUCCUACAUUUGUUCUACAUGUGGCCUUCUAGUCCAUAACAAAUGCAUUUCAUUGCCACGCACCCUCAAACACCCAAUGCAUCCUGAACACCCCAUUUCCCACACCUAUUUCCUUGGGCAGUAUGAGGUUGAAUCAUGGGAAUGCAGAAUUUGCCAUCUAGAGGAUGUGAAUUCAAAGCAUGGAGGCUACUACUGUUCUGAUUGCAAUUAUAUUUCCCAUGUGAAUUGUGCAAUAGAAGAUUAUAAUUGGUAUGAAAUUGAUGAGUCUGAAAGAGAUGAGAAUCUUGAAGAAAAUUCAGCAUUAUUGCUACCAUAUUCUAUUGUUAAGGAGACCAAAGAUGGAGAAAAUGUGGUAGCCGCAGAGAUAAAACAUUUUACCCAUGAGCACAAUUUAGUUUUAAGCAAUGACAUCAAGGAUGAUAAAUGUUGUGACGGUUGCGUGCUAACCAUCUUUACUUCUUAUUACUAUUGUCCUCAAUGUGAUUUUUGUCUUCACAAAGGUUGUGCUGAAUUACCUAGGAAGAAGCAUCUUUGGUUUGACCCGCACCCAAAGCUUCAUCCACUUACUUUAGGUGGCAUUUUUCGAUGUGAUUUGUGUGAUUAUGAAACUAGUGGUUUUGCCUACACCUGUGAUAAAUGCGACAGUAGUUUUUGUAUUAAAUGUGCUCCAGUCUCCGACGUUGCCAGAUGUGAAGGACAUAAACACCCCCUCUUUUUUUAUGGCAAGUAUGAAGGAUUGUGCAAUGCUUGUGGUGAUUCUAUAAAUAACGCACACAGAUGUAAGAGUUGCAAUUUUAAUUUGGAUGACAUUUGUCUGACAUUGCCACUUAUAGCUCAACACAAGUAUGAUGAGCAUCCUUUGAAACUCACAUAUCAUGAUAAUAACAACUACUCAGAAUGUGAUUAUUGUGACAUUUGUGAGGAAGAAAGAAACCCAAGUCAUUGGUUUUAUCAUUGUGCAAUUUGUAACAAUUCGGCUCAUCCCAAAUGCGUCCUUGGAAAAUACUCAUUUAUCAAGCACGGGAGCAUUUACAAAGAGGGAGAUCAUACACACCCUAUCACUUUUGUCCAGAAAGUUCAUUAUUAUCCAGAAUGCCAUAAAUGCAAUAAGCCCUGCCUUGAUCUGGCUCUUGAAUGUAAAACGUUUGGAUGCAGCUAUAUUGUUCACUGGAAGUGUAUAAAACCUGAUUCACUUAAAGAAGAGGAAGAAGAAGAUGAAGAGGAAGAAAAAGAGGAAGAUGAGGAAGAAGAAUAAUGUUGUCCAAGGAAGGAUGAGACCAAAAAAUAUUGCUUUUACUGGUUGAUUCUAAACUAUUUGCAGUUAUCUGUAAUAAUUUGUGUCAUAUAUUGUUUGAUUAUAAGGCUUGAUAGAAGUACAUAUAUCUAAUGUAAUUGGAAUUAAUUUAAGAUAUUUCUAUCUCAUAAUUGAAUAUUGCAAGAAUAUUUUAUAAUUGAUUUUGUUAGGCUAAAAAGUCUCAAUCCAAUUAUAUCAGCUGAAGCGAAUCAAAUAAUCAAUCAAUCACACAAAAGAUAAUAAUUUAAUAUUG